AGCAGAGGGGUCACACCAAACACUCUGAUUUACAACACCUUGCUUCAUGCACUUUGUAGAAAUGGAAAGUUGGGAGGGCUAGAAGCUUGAUGUAUGAGAUGGUGGAACCGAAUGAUGUCACGUUUAACAUUUUAAUAUCCGGGUAUUGCAAAGAGGAGAAUUUAGUUCAGGCUUUAGUGAUGCUGGAGAAGAGCUUUGCCAUGGAUUUUGUUCCUGAUAUUGUCUCCGUGACUAAGGUUGUGGAAGGUCUUUGCAAGGCCGGCCGUGUAACGGAGGCUGCUGAGGUUUUGGACAGAGUUGAGUGCAUGGGGGCUUCACUUGAUGUUGUGGCUUAUAACACCUUGAUAAAGGGGUUUUGUGGAGUAGGAAAAGUAAAAGUUGGGAUUCAUUUCCUGAAGCAAAUGGAGAGUAGAGGCUCUCUUCCAAAUGUAGACACCUAUAACAUACUCAUAUCUGGUUUUUGUUAUUCUGGGAUGUUAGAUUUGGCCUUGGAUCUUUUUAAUGACAUGAAAACAGAUGGGAUCAGAUGGAACUUUGCUACAUUCGACACGAUAAUUAGAGGGUUGUGUUCAAAAGGAAGAAUCGAUGAAGGUUUUUCAAUUUUGGAGCUGAUGGAGGAAAGCAAAGAAGGCUCGGGAGGGCACAUUAGUCCUUAUAAUAGCAUAAUAUAUGGUCUAUUCAAGCAGAACCGUUUUGAUGAAGCAGUUGAAUUUCUAACAAAGUUAGGAAAGAUGUUUCCAAGAGCUGUUGACAGAAGCAUGACGAUUUUCGAACAUUGUAAGCAGGGGAGUAUUGACGAUGCAAAGAGGGUCUAUGAUCAGAUGAUUGAUGAAGGUGGAGUUCCAAGUAUUCUAGUUUAUGAUUGCCUAGUUCACAGAUUAUCUGAAAACAGUUGCGUCCGAGAAGCAGUUGAGCUGAUGAAUGAAAUGAUUGCCAAUAACUGCUUUCCAGUUCCAUCUACAUUUAAUGCAAUCAUUGCAGGUUUUUGCAGACAAGAAAAAGUUGAAAGUGCAUUGAAGUUCAUGGAAGAUAUCACUGCAAGAGAGUGUGAAACCAAUGCAGAAACUUAUGGUCCUUUGAUUAAUGUUACAUUAACAUCAGGUGCAUCAAAUAUCUCAAGAGGGAGUACCUCAUCAAUACAUGGUUGUUUUAGUGAAGGUGACAUUAUUGAAUCAGAAAAUUCCUUGAAUUCAAUUUUAAUCCAAAAGGGAAUGAAUUGUUCAGUCACAGAGGUACUUAGAGAGAAUAUUUGCAGAAAUUUAGUGCCAGAGUAACUCGAGAUUGUUUUCUUCCUGGCAAUAGGAAUCCUGAUUGGUUAACAUUCGUCGGUGAAGAUUCUUUUGUAACUUUCCAUGUCCCUCAAGUGAAUGGGUGGAAGUUAAAGACAAUGUUGUUAUGAAUAGUCUAUUCUUCUUCCCCAAACAAUGUACCAUCACAAGGCCCUAUUGUCGAAAAUCUGUUUAUCAUAAAUCACACGAAGACCAUCCCUUAUGUCUACGAUGGAGAUACACUGGCUUCACUUAGAGAUGAGGAAUGGCAGAAAGUAAUAUCAAACCUUGAAGCUGGUGACAAAGUGCAGAUUGUUGUUGCUGGGUUAGGAUUCACAAUGAAGAAGACCAGUUUAUCUCAUAUAUGCUGAACAAGUUGACCAAACCAGAGAGCAACAAGGUGAAGGUAUUGUUUCUGGUGAUAAUAUGGUAGCAGAUGCAAAUUUCACUGUUCAUGGUGGAGAUGAAAAAGAAUGAAAGUGACGAUAUCAAGAACAUUGUUGAACAUGUUACUCAUAUGCUAGACAUGAAGGAACUGUUUGUUGAAUGACAAAGAAUCCAUUGAAAUUUUUAGCUGGCAUGCAUUCAAAGAACCAUGUCUGAAAGAAGAGUUUGCUUUACUUGCUAAGGAAAAGUUGUUUCAUAUUGCGAGAGAUUGCCACUGGCUCUUGAGGUGAUUGGGUCCCAUUUGUUUAUUAGGAAAGUAUAUGAAUGGAGGAGUGUUUUGAAGAAACUCAAAACUAUUCCAAACAACGAUGUACAGAAGAAGCUUAAUUAAGAUAAGUUUUGAUGGUCUAAGUGAUGAUAGGUAUAGAGAAAUAUUUCUUGAUGUAGCAUUUUUCUUUAUUGGAAUGGACACAAAUGAUGUAAUUAAUAUACUAAAUGGUUGUGUGCAUUUUGCUGAAAUUGAAAUAAAUGUUCUUAUGAAAA
Molecule: messenger RNA, 2198 nt
Organism: Arachis ipaensis
Lineage: Eukaryota; Viridiplantae; Streptophyta; Magnoliopsida; Fabales; Fabaceae
Source: RefSeq, a predicted model, not a curated record